CAGGAUCCGAGAUCCGUUAUCCGAUUAGAUUUUCAUUUUUUUUCUCUUCAGACAAAACCCUAAAAUACUCUGAAGAAACUGUCUGAAACUCAUUUGAUUUCUAAGUGAUCCUCCUCUGUACAAGAACCAAACAAAAUGAGCGCGCAGAUUGUACUGUGUGAUGGCUUUGAGGUGGUUUCUCCGCCGGAGAUGAACGACCUAAUCCUCUUCGGAAGCGACCAAUCUAGUGGCUCAAACUGCGGCGAAUCAACGGUCACCACCGAAGAAGACGGCACUGUUUUCUCCGGAGAUAGCUCACCGGGAGGCGCAGCUGAAGAUGAAUGGCCUGAAGCUAAGCCUUUCUCCUUCUACUUCGUUAAGAGACCAGCUUAUGAUGAUCCCCAGAUCAAAGCCAAGAUCAAUGAAGCUGAUUCACAGAUCUAUCACUGUAAUAAACUCCGGAUUGAUAUCUCAAAAGCUCAGAAAUCCGAAAGGGCUGAGAUUUCGUCUCUGUAUGCUCAAAUGGAGAGUUUGGGUCCAAAAUCAGAAGGAUAUAAAAUGGUUUUCGAAGAGAUGAAGAAGGAGUUUGAUACUCUACAUGAAGCUCUACGGAAUCAACGGUGCUCUAGCAGUAGCCAGCUUAGCUUUUCAAAGGAGGAACUCAAUCAUCUUAUCUACAUAGCACAUUACGUUAUUGAACAUGGAAACAUUGGUUUGGAGGAAGAACAUUGGGUGCUUAAAGAAACCGAGAAGCCUAGUGAGAUAGUAUUAAGUGAGGAUUCUCUUGUAGAGAAAGAAGCUUUCAUACAACGUCUCAAGUUAAUGGCUGUGGAAAUGAACGAAGUGAAGAAAGAGCUUGAAGCCAUUACAUGGAACAUUAACUUCUUGAGUGACAAACUAAGACAGAUUCAGAACAAGAUCAUGAUGUUGGACGUAGAAAUGGCACACAUACUUGAGCUAAGAGACAGAUCAUAUGAAAGGAUUAAGAUGUUGAGGAUACAACGAGACAAAGGGAAUGCUGCGUGUUUCCAGAGCCUUGCUGUUAUGAGGAAAGCUAAAGAACUAGCUGCCUCUGGAAAUGUUAGAGAUCUUGAAGUGCUCUCUAGCUCCGAGGUUGAUAGAUUCAUGACUAGUUGGAACAAUGACAAGGCUUAUAGAGAUGAUUACGUAAAAAGAAUCUCACCAUCACUCUACGAAAGACAGCUGAGCUUAGAUGGUCGGAUUAGAGAUCAAGAAGGUGAAGCUCCGGUUGUUCAAGAAAAGCAAGCUCUAGGGAAGAAUAGAGAGGAAGGUAUGGUGGUAAUGCACAAGAGGAACAGAGAAGAGUCCAGCUCCAACUCGUCUCAAGAUGAAAAUGUAGUCACCACUAAACAAAAGAAAGAAGUGAGGAAGACGGUGAUAGACUUCAACAGGUCAAGUGAUGAGGAGAGUGUAGUUAUAGAUUUGGAGUUCCCGGUGUAUGAGAAUCCGAAAAAAGAAGCAAAAGAGGUUGAUGAAGAGACUUUGAAGGAGAGGAAACGAGAAGAGCAGAUAGAGAAAGCUAGGUUAGCUAUGGAAAGGAAGAAGAAGCUACAAGAGAAAGCUGCUGCCAAAGCUGCUUUAAGAGUUCAAAAGGAAGCUGAAAAGAAACUCAAGGAGUGUGAGAAGAAAGCUAAGAAGAAAGCUGCAGCAAACUCUUCUUUUGAAGUAGACCAAUCACAAGAAGUAACCAAUGAGCUGGAGAAGGUCAAGACUUCAGCAGUUCAUAGGUCGUUGUUUCGAAAGCAGAAAAGUUUCAGGUACAAACACCGUGGGAGAGGAACAGAAGCUCUCCCUAAAGCCAUCCUAAACCGUAGAAGGGCACAUCAAUACUGGGUUUGGGGAGUUUCAUCUGCUGCACUUGCUCUCGCUCUCUCCGUUGGCGUUUUACUUUUAAGGUGAAUUGAAGGAAGGAAAGACACACUAAAAGGGCAUUCACUUUAUCUGGUUGGAGAGGAGGAGCUGCUUCAUAGACUUUCAAAGUUAUCUU
This is a messenger RNA of Brassica oleracea var. oleracea, 1987 nucleotides long. RefSeq names its product proton pump-interactor 2-like. Lineage: Eukaryota; Viridiplantae; Streptophyta; Magnoliopsida; Brassicales; Brassicaceae. The transcript is spliced from 8 exons. The coding region runs from base 136 to 1899 and encodes 587 amino acids. The record is from RefSeq and is a predicted model, not a curated record.